Molecule: messenger RNA, 2024 nt
Organism: Ictidomys tridecemlineatus (thirteen-lined ground squirrel)
Lineage: Eukaryota; Metazoa; Chordata; Mammalia; Rodentia; Sciuridae
Source: RefSeq, a predicted model, not a curated record
GCAAAAUGCAGAUAUAAUGAAUACAGAGAAUCCGAACCUACAAGGUAUUAACUGGCCUCCCAUCCCCAUGUCAGAGGACUGCCUGUACCUCAGCAUCUUCGCGCCUGCACAUGCCCGUGAGGAAUCUAAUCUGCCUGUGAUGGUCUGUAUCCAUGGUGGUGGCUUGAUGGUGGGCUCAGCUUCCAUGUGUGAUGGUUCUAUUCUGGCAGCCAUUGAAAAUGUACUGGUGGUCAGUAUCCAGUACCGCCUGGGAGUUCUGGGCUUUUUCAGCACUGGAGACCAGCAUGCCACUGGCAACUGGGGCUACCUGGACCAAGUGGCCGCCCUACGCUGGGUCCAGCAGAAUAUCGCCCACUUUGGAGGCAACCCUGAUCAAGUCACCAUUUUUGGCGUGUCUGCAGGUGGCACUAGUGUGUCCUCACAUGUGGUGUCUCCAAUGUCCCAAGGACUCUUCCAUGGUGCCAUCAUGGAGAGUGGGGUGGCCCUGCUGCCUGGACUCAUCACCAACUCAUCUAAGGAUGUCUCCACAAUGGUGGCCAACCUGUCUGCCUGUGGGCAAGUAGAGUCAGAGGCCCUGGUGAGCUGCCUGAGGGGCAAGAGUGAACAGGAAAUGCUGGAUAUUACCAAGCCCUUCAAGAUCAUUCCUGCUGUGGUGGAUGGGGCCUUCCUACCCAGGCACCCCCAGGAACUUCUGGCCUCUGCUGAUUUUCAACCUGUUCCGAGCAUCAUUGGUGUCAACAAUGAUGAGUAUGGCUGGAUCAUUCCCAUGAUCUUGGGCCCACCUGAAAUCCAGAAAGACAUAGACAGAGAGACAGCGCAAGCUGUUCUGCAGAGAACAUCAGCACAGAUGAUGAAGUUGCCUGCCGAAUGUGCUGACCUAUUGAUGGAGGAGUACAUGGGAGAUAACGAGGACCCCCACACCCUCCGAAUCCAGUUCCAGGAGAUGAUGGCAGACUUCAUGUUUGUGAUGCCUGCACUCCAAGUAGCACAGUAUCAGAGUGAGUUGUGGCACAGGAGUGGACAGCUGGAUGGGGUUGGCCAGAACCUGGACCCUGGCCUUCCUCCUCCCACAGUUGAGCUCACUGAGGAGGAGAAGCUGCUUGGCAGGAGGAUGAUGAAGUACUGGGCCAACUUUGCUCGAAAUGGGAACCCCAACGGAGAGGGCCUACCCCACUGGCCACUGUUGGACAAGGACCAGCAGUACCUGCAGCUGGACAUCCAGCCUGCUGUGGGCCAGGCCCUGAAGGCACACAGGCUGCAGUUCUGGACCAAGACCCUGCCUCAGAAGAUCCAGGAGUUAAAGGGGGCUGAGGACAAGCACACAGAGCUCUAGCUUCCUCGUCAGGAAGAGAGGGGUGUGCUAGGUAUGAUGGGGUCUUCCUGUGGGGCCCACACAUGCCCACCCAAGAACCAGAGUUGAUUCACUCAUUCACAUAGCUAUCGGUCCAUACACUCUACCAUGGGUCCUCUCUUGUUAGACACACUCAUUAAUUCCCAAUGCAAGCCCACCUUCCUCCUCACCCCACUGUGACUGAGUCCCUCCCUCCCUCCCUCCCCUCUCCUUCUCUACAACCCCAUCUAUGCCCUCUUCCCAGUUGCCACACCCUCCCAUGCUGACAGAGAAGUUUUAGGAAGUGGUGCUGGUACUUUUCUGAACCUCUUGCCCACCUCUCAGCAAGUACCCAUGUUCUCCUACCAGUGGGGUCUCUACAGAAAAGCUGUAUACCACAAGCCCUAGUGUUUUACUCCAUCAGGCCGCUGUGACAAAAACAGCAACAGCAACAACAGCAACAACUCCAAUAAUACCCUAGCUCAGUAUGAUGGCACAUGCCAUAACCCAAGCCACUCAGGAGGCUGAGGGAAAAGAAUUACCUAUGCAGCCCAGGCUGGCCACCUGUGGAGACCUGAGGGUAAAAUAAACUAACAAGUCCUGGGAGAGUAGCUCAGUGGUAGACAACUUGCCAAGCAGGCACAAGGUCCUGGGUUUGAUCACAGUGCUACCACCAAAAUAUCAACAAAUAAAC